GGAGAUUUGGUUAGUCAUUUCUCGACCAGGAGUUACUUGGAUGUCAGCAAUUUCUAUCGAUGUUGUCUCACGGCGAUCGAUAUUCUGGAACGCGAUUCUUACACGCAAGGCUUUGCUUUGGUCGAAGAUUCGCUUUGGCUUGUCGAGCGCUUGCUGGAAGUAGAAGAUCCGAAGCUCAUAGAUACCAUCUGUGACGUAUCUGUACUUCUGUUAACGAAAGGCUGGGGUCAGGUGUAUGAGAUUCUUAUGGAAAUAAUCUGCUGCAUGGUUCAAAUUCAAGCUAUGAAGAAAGACGAGACACAACAUCCAUGGGUCCAACUGUUUGUUUGGUUACAGAGACUACCCACGAUCCACGCGCUGGAAAUCUUACGACAAGGCUGGAGAUGUGGACUUGAGCAACUCGAAUCUGCGAAUCCUGGACAAUCGUGGGAGUGGCUCAACAUGAACUGCUCCUCUGACUAUCCAUUGCGCAUGGGUAGACAUGUUGCAGAACUUCAUCAGGAUGUACUCGCCGCUUGGUUCGAUGUUUCAGAGCCUUGCUCAUUGAGCAGUAUGCGACAACAGCUCGCAUGUGGGGAAGUUUUGUUUUACGAUAGAGAAUAUCGCGAAGCUUUGGGUGCCAUGGAUUCGAUCAUUUCGAGAUGCAUCCAAGCAAGAGAGCAGGGUGAGAAGAGGUGGAUGACACUGGAGAUCGAGGCACUCGAGAUAGCGGCAAAAUGUCAUUCUGCUCUGACGAGAUUGGGGCGGACCCGUGGAGACAUUCGUACUGCUAUCACACUACUCCAAACUGCGACCGAACAAAGCGAACUCGUGUGGGGUGCUUCGUCUGCCACAACUAUAGCCCUCAAGCACAACUUAUGGCUGUUACUGUUGGAGCAAGGCCGACAUGCUGAAGCCGAAUCUUUACGGAGUAACAUCGACGCUGUCGUGAAGGAGAGCACAAGUCUCCAGCAUCGGGCGCCGGAAGAGGAGAGACAUUCAUCACAAAGCUAGUAUGAAUGAGCUGUCAGAAAUGCAAGACUACAAUGAUACAAUCACUACGACAUGAUCGGUUUUGUCUAUACUUAUGUCUACACUCUGCGCCGAGGCCUCGCCUCACAUACCAAGGGCGUGCCAUUGACCAGGCAGGACGU
Aureobasidium subglaciale EXF-2481 is the source of this 1133-nucleotide messenger RNA. RefSeq lists its product as uncharacterized. Bases 247 to 993 code for a protein of 248 amino acids. The record is from RefSeq and is a predicted model, not a curated record. Gene Ontology annotation, molecular function: protein binding. Lineage: Eukaryota; Fungi; Ascomycota; Dothideomycetes; Dothideales; Saccotheciaceae. The transcript has a single exon.